GCAGUACAGCAUUGGUACUCAUGGGCCUGCCUUGCGUGUCAGGAUCCCUCAAGUGCAAGUGUACCACCAAUAGGAGAACUGGUAUUUUUGGAUGGGCUUCUUCCGCGGUCAUCAGUGUGUGCCACCUAGAGGAGAACCGUUUUUUGGAUGUCUUCUUCCAUAGUUACCAGUUGCCUGUGGCUUGACCUUGUCCGAGAGACCUAGUUGCAGUGAUCUUGACAUUUUGCCAGUGACCUUGACCAAGAGACCUGGUGGCAGUGAACUUGACCUAUUCCCAGUGACCUUGACCAGUCAGGAGACCUGCAAUAGCAGCUUUGACAAUGUGUGCAUUGCCAUUGUUCAUCCGCCUAGAACAUACCCGCCGAUGCUGUAGUUGUGUAGGCUUGAAUCGCUUCAUUCUCAAAACCUGAAUAAUUCCUAAAAAAGUGCCAUUCACUUUUGACCAAUUCCAUACGGAUUUUAUGGAAAGAAAUUAAUUUGAAUGUGAAUAUAGUUCCUGUACUGUCCUAGUAGCGUACUAGUAGAUAGAUUCUUUCAUUGGAUUCAUGACGUUGGUCAUCUCUUAGCAACUCUGGACUCAUGGAUGUGUGCCGUUCCCGAAAGACGAGUAUGACGUUGAUGUGGAUACGCUGAAACUGAUGCUUGGGGUAAAUCUGCUGGUCCUGUGCUUGUGAUGAUGCCAAAGUGGAUAACACUGUACUAUCUCUAUUAAACCGGGUAAAGUAAUCCUGCGCGUGAAUACACGGCUUAUGUUUAUUUCUCCCGUCUGUUGCUGUGGUGCACGCACCCUGUGGAAUAAUGCCCGUUAGUGAAAAAGUGCGCCACCGAUUGAAAAUAAAAUCACGUAAGGGAGUACAGGCACAGCAACAGGCACAACAUAACAAGCUCAAACAGGAAUUACAGAAGCAGGCUAUACUUGGUAAGGAGUUUGGGAACCUCAAGAUUUGGCAUGCAGAGGCUCGAAACAAUUCCAACUGGCCGUCCUCGGUGUACCCUAAUGGUGCAAACGGGACGCAGCUGAACGACACUAUCAAUGUCAUCCACAAGUUCUUCUGCCGUGAUUGUCAGUUGAUGGAAGAGAAGAAGAAGAAUAUGGAGCAGAUGCAUGACGAUGAUGAACCAAUCAGUCCAAUCAGUCCUCUAGCCCUCGAUGACCUGUCCAUACAGAAGGUCAUGGAUAAGAAUAAAGAAUCUCUCAAGCGCAAGUUGAUGCUAAGGCGGUCUCGCAAUGAAUUGGUGGAUGCUGGAAUAUAUCCUCCUUUGAAGACCCCACCUGCUUACGCUGAACAAAGAAGACAACUGGAACGAGCCAAGACUGGCGACCUAUUGCGGCACAAAAUCCAGACCAGACCAGACAGGCAGGCACUUGUGGAACAAAACAUAUUACAAGAUUCCACAGCACACCCAUCAAUACAGGAGAAACAGAAGCAGUUGAAGCGGGCACGAAUCGCUGAUGGACUCAACGACCGCCUAUCUCUGAGGCCAGGACCCUUGGAACUAGUCGAAGGCAACAUCAUACCUACUCAGGAACUACAUGAUGCUAUCUUAGAUGGUAAAGUUACAUACACAAAGACCUGCGAAGGUGAGGACCCAAACCGAACAUCGUACUUCUUAUUUGAUGAGGACAGCAUCAGCGAUGGGGUGCCAUCUCCACAGACAGCUGGCGAUAUCGAAAUUGACCAAUCACAUUAUGGCAGUAGUCUAUCGAGUGCAUCAAUUCCAUCUCCACCCGAGAUUCCAUCAUUCCUUCAAAGUGGUCCAGCAUUGCUGCAACAGUUCCAUCUGCAACAACAACAACAACAGCAGCAACAACAACAACAGAAACAACUUCAACAACAACUUCAGACUCAGCCGGUUCAUACGACGACGGUGCUAACGUCCCAGCCCCAACCUCCGUUUAUACAUUUACCAUGCACUGUGUCACCAACCCACCAGCCAUUCACUCCACAGCCUCAAACCACUUCAAUAUCGACACCAUCGCCGACAAACAGCAUAUGUAGCAUUAGCAGCAUAAGCAGUACGACAUCGUCUAAGACUGAAUCGGGCAAUGGUGGCAAGUCGUCGAACAGGAUAAAGAAGCCAAAGCCAAAAGGUUCUUCGAAGACCAAGGUUAUAAAGUUUCACGAGUACAAAGGUCCACCUAGUGUUGUGAAGAGUCAACAGAAUCAGCUGAAUGCGGGAAAUGAGACGCCGUAUCACAUCAUGCUGCAGCAGCAGCAGUUAUUCCUUCAGUGGCAGCUGGAGAUGCAGGCCAAGAACUUACCCUUUAUCUUGCCAUCGCAGAAGCAGUUGGAGAACGCAGCAGCUGCUGCUCAUGCUGCAGCCCAAGCAGCUGCAGCAGCGGCUUCGAGUGCGUCCACCAGCUCGGUGUCAUCUGCGACUGUGUCUAGUACAACCAAAGUCAGUUCAUCACAGAAUAGUGGGAAACCACCGUCAACGUUAGAUGACAUGAAAGUUGCCGAUUUGAAAGCCGAACUGAAGAAGCGAAAUUUGCCGGUAUCUGGUGCUAAACCUCAACUGAUCGAGCGGUUGAAGCCGUAUGCUGAUGUGAUAACGAAUGGUGCAGCAAAGAUGAGUCCUCAAAUACAAAUGCAGUCACCGGGGCAUCCUCCGACACCACAGCAGACGCCACCAAUUCAGCAUCAGCACCAGCAGCAACCACCGCUGCCAUCUCAGCAGACAGUCAUGGUGAUGUCUCCGCAACAUGAGAAUACAUCGUUCCAGCAGACCCUGCAGAGUAUGAACACGAUAAUCGUACAGCCUGUCACUCCAGCCAGUACUGUUGGAGAUGACAGCAUGAGCGUGGCGGGGAAUUGUGGAUCUCCACCAAUGUCACCUGCUACCUCAGACUUGAAUUCAUCAGUGUCAGCCCCGAUGUCCCCGGAGAGUAUGGACACUGGUGCCUAUUUCAAUACCACAAACUCUGUCGCUUCUCUCAAGUCACAAUUCAGUCUGAGUCAAAGCUCAUUGAUAAAGUCACAAGAACCAAUAAGCAGACCCUCAUCGGUUGUUCCAAUGGAAAUGGAGAUGGACUUGGGCACGAGCCAAUCUCACUUACAGACGAGUAUGAACCAGACGAUGAGUCCGGAGGCAACACCAGCUUAUAAUGCAGCUGUUCAGCUUCAGAAUCUAGUGAAUGUUAGUAGCCUGCAAGGUUUAACCCAUGAAGACUUGGUGAGAAUUCAAGCAAGGCAGAUUGAAGAACUGCAGCGGCAGUUGCAGGCCUCGCAGUACCAGCUCCAGAGGAGAGAGGAUGUCGUGCCAACUGCGCAGCCGCCGGUAAAGCAACAGCAGCCGCAGAUUCAACAGCAACAACAGUUCAUUCUGCAGCCGAAUGUGAGCAGCAGUAACGCAGCGGUUGUAAGCCAAGGGCAACUGCUACAGCAGGCUAUACUUGCUCAGCAGGCGCAGCAGGCACAGCAGGCUCAGCAACCUGCAACGUCGCAGCAGAUCCUGAUCCAGUCCCAGCCGCAGCAGGUUCAACCAACGUUCACGCUGUCGGCUUCGUCCACGAGCACCAAAAUGACAACCUCGCACUCGAUGAUGACAUCGCUGCUCCAGAACCAGACGCUUCACGAGAGUUUGAAUAUGGGACAAAGCCAGCCGAAGCUGUUCCAGUUUGCUGCUCAGCCAGUUGUUCUGACUACUAAGGCGGACACGAAGCCAAGGGCUAACACAUCAAUACCGGUCAAUGGAGUCUCCACAACAACUACAACAAGUUCUUCGUCGCUACCAAAUACACCGACCAAGACUGCUAGCAAUAGUAUUCCGAACAACUUCUACUUCCCAACUGAGUUCCCAUUGAAAGAACCACCAAAAUAUGACGAGGCAAUCAAAAAUAAACAGGCUCUGCAACAGCAACAGCAGUUGUUCCAACAGAACCAAGCCACGGCGACGUUCCUUGCAGCGCUGGCAGCAAAUAGUCAACAGGUCGCCGCCAACUCGGGUGUGUCCAAGAGCCAGUAUAUGGAUGACGUGCUGGAGAUACUGAUACGGACUGGGGAAAUGUCUGCAGCCGAGGCACCCCUCACUCCGAAAAUCUGUGUGCCAACGAGUACCAUGCCAGCCUUCUCAAUUUCCACGACAUCACCAAGCAUUUCCUCGGCAACCAGUGCCUUGGCAACACUGAUUAAACAACAGCCACCAGUGUAUACCUCGCACACAACUACAGACUCUCUGACAAACACACCAGUCAAUCUUGUGAUUUCGCCGGCUAAAAGCCCCAGUCCGAGCCCCAGUGUAAAGAGGGAGCCACCUCCUCCACUCUCAAUCAGUUCCUCAAUAAACGCCAAUAGUCCGGCGAGCUCAGAUUUCUAUGAUCAUAUAACAAACGGUGAAGACUUUACCUACGGAAUGGACUGGGCCGGUGAGGAUUCAAAUCUGGACUUAGAUUUGGCGAUGCCUUCGCCUAACCCUCGGACUCCCAAUAACCUAUCUGUGCCAAGAGACUCAGCAAGUGCGUCAAGUGGUAGCGUACAUGGUUCGGAGCCGAAUCUCUCAUCUGUCGGUCUUAGUGACUCUGAGGGUAAUCCUGUGACCAUGAGUAUUGACAUUUCAGAUUGGUUAGAUGUGAUUAUGCCCAAUUCUGGCAAUACGCUAACACCGAUAAGUGCCAAUUUCCCGUCAGAUCCAAUAAUGACGCCGAAACCGGAAGAUGUGCUAGAAAUGUUUAACAUGAAGGAGUCUGACUUUAAUACUCCGACUGACCUGACCAGUGGGAUGAACUGGGAAAAAAUCAUCGAAUCGACAAAAUCCUGAAGAUUGUGAGAAAGUGGUGAUAGACGCCACGGUGGAUUUUCUUGUGUUAUUUGAAUGAUGGGUGCUGAUAGGUAGACCAACAGGAUCUUAAUCGUAUGGGCCAUUGAUAUAAGUAUGACCAAUAGGGACUGACCAGUAUGGACCAAUUAGGUAGCGCUGCUAGUCGGCAGUCAUGUGACACUGUGAUUAGCCAAUGGAUGUAGAGUUAUAUCAAGAAAGAAGGCGAGUCUGGGUGCAAUGCGAGAGUGAAUCGCGAGCGCAGAAUUUGAGAGUUUUAUCUUUCUUGUUUAGAAUGCUGUACAUUGAGCUUUUUUGUAUUGUUGUCAAAUGAUUGACUUGUAGAAUACUGUAUAUGUCUUAAUGUGUGUGAUAAAUUAUGUUGACGAUUUUUCAAGUAGUAUCCGAAUUGGAGUGGUUAGCGCAAACAUCUAGCAGAAUCUCAUCAUUGCCGCCAUUUUAUAGGAACUUUAAAUCGUUCUAAUGUUGAUUACAAAUCAGUGCUACCUGUUCAUAUGGGUCAAGUUAUGAAGUAAGGAGUCAAAGCUUUUAAAAGUUGGUAUAAAUUUGAAUUUUUAGUCCACGCUUAUGAGAUUUGAAUUGCAGUUACGAUUUUGACUGACGUCAUUUUUUUAGCAAAAAUGUGGUGAAGCGUCAAGGUUAGCAUGCUUUCAGUAUGUUGACUUGAAAUGGCUAGCUCAGUUGAUACAGUUCACUUUAGCACCCUGCAACAAGCGAUUUUUGUCGCUGGGACUUGUGAUCAUGAUGGCAUGCAACAAAAAUUGCUCUGCGAUAGUCAUUGUGACAAGUGUGAUGAUUGCAUUAACAUAAGGUCAAUAUCAAACCUUGUGAUUACCAGUUUUAUCAGCAGCUUGACAGUGUAGCGAUUAUUAUUGCUGGUCGCUGCAACAAAAAUCGCUUGUUUGGAGGUUGCUUUAAUACAAAGGCCAGUAGUUCUUUAAAGACAAGAUAUAUCAUACGAUCAUCUGUUUACUCUUAAAUAAAUAUCAACUAUAGAUUCAAAUUUAUGAAAAUGGUGUUAAGUAACUGUUCAGGUGUACAUUUUGUAUUACAUCCGAAUAACAGUGCUGUACUGGACUUAAUGUUUUGCGACGUGAAGAAUUGGCUUCAAAGUGCUGUAACUUCAUGUUGAAGUUGUUUUUGAUAGGCUGUUUAUUCAUGGAUGGACUAAAAAAAGUGUCGGUAAAUUUGAUGAAGUGUUCAGUGUUUGUUUCAAACAUAUUCUUUUUCUCACUUUGGUUUUUCACUGCUAGCUCAUGUUUUGUUGCAAAAUUGAGUCUACCUAACCUUGCUGUUUUCGUUGCUCCGGAACACCCAGAGAGUUCAUUGUAGAUAAGCCUAUUGACUCUAUGAUCUAUAUAUUCAUCCAAUUGUUUAUUAGAUGGCUCCCAAUUUAAUCUGACUUAGGAUAGGAGCAGGCAGUUGGUGAUUUCAGGUGCCAGGAGGCUAGGGUGAUGACAUCACAUGCCAAAUUGGUGGGAAGAUCUGAUAAACUCGACAGGGUGACUGUUGAAAAGAUCAGAGGGAGAAUUGAAAACGGCUAUGGCGCUGGAAAGUCAAAGGCUUGGGAGCUCUGAAAAACCUACCUAUUUUGCUCAGAUUCUGAAAAUUCGUGAUUUCUUUGUAAGACUGUACCAAGGUUUUAUUUCAUGCCGACAGUGCAUGCUCGAUCCACACUGUCUCUUAAUCUAUUCUAGUGAAAAAAUGCAUGACAACUUUAACAAUUGUUGAAAAGCUCUUAAUUUAUUGAAAUGAGUGAAGAAUUUUCGCCCGAAAUCAAAUAGUUUGUCAUCAAUACAACUGCAUAGAUAGGGCUUAUUUUAUGUGUUCAAAUAUGUAAUUAACAAUGCUUUUUGACAGAUUAUAUUAUAUUGUCAAGUACACAAUGUCUGUCGAUUCUUAUAAAAUUUUGAAAAUAUAUCACUGGUGUCCAUCUGCAGGGGUUGUUCAAGUGGUGUGGGGAAACGUCAACUCUGGUCUGUUUUUGAUGGGUCCAUAUGUUGCGGAUUGUUUUACUUUAGCGUAUAUAUAUUUGGACCAGAUCUGGCUUUACCCAGCAUUGCUUGACAGGUUUUGUUCACAAUUCAAAAAAGAAAUGUACCAUUUUGGGUAAAAGGUACAGUACAUUCUGAAAAAAAACAGAUCAUUUCAGAGCUCCAUUCAACAACUUGUCUUUAUGUUCUGCACUUUCAUUUCUCUUUUGCCCUGUUGGUGGCAGCACCAGUGCAUUCUCGCAUGACCAUCCCAGUUUGCUUGGUGUAUUAGCACAACAUAUUGUUUGACAUUCCAGAAUGUUUUCUUAUUUUCAUGGAUCAUUUGCUGUUUUCCCAAAUGGUUUUUUUCAGAGAGUAAUAAAGUAAUAUAUAAAGUAACAAAAGUACAGUGUAAUGCUUAGCUUGAAAAGCUUUGGUAUAAUAAGGGCGUAACAUGCAAUAUAUUAUCUUAGAUAUUUAUACUUAGACUGUUCCCAUUACUUGAUGCAGGGGGCGCUAGUGCCUGUGAGUGUGGCAUCAAAUGACGGAACUGAGUCUAAUUUAUACUACUAUGUGUAUUGUAGUCUUUGUGUCCAGAUCGCCCCCUUUUGACCGUUGAUAAACCAAUCUUAUGCCUAUGCAUUUAAUCUCUUGACAUAGUGCUCACUUUCUUAUAAAGCUUUCAUACGUCGUUAGAUUUUUUAGUCAGGUUGUUUCCACCCUGCGAUUUUUUUCUCGUGUUAAUACAGAAAGUUUUAUGUUAAAUAUGUAAUAUUGUAAGUACUGUACAUUGACAUGUAAAUAACACUGAAGGUAUAGCCCUGCUUUAUAGGUAGAGAAUUUUUCCACCCGAAAAGUUACGUAGAUAAAAAGGGUUUUUGUAGAAAUGACUUGUUAACACUGAAGGCAUCAAGGACUGGAAACUUUAUUGCUGUCUCGGAUGACAGGGGUUUUGGGGAAAUGUUGAUGGUAUUUUUUCGGCAUUCUCUUUGUGAUGGUUCACAAGACUGGCACCUCUGCUUCCAGAAAUAUUUCAUGGUGAACAUUAUCUUAUACUUGGCUGGGUUAAUAUGGUGCUACACUUUGAAUGUUUGCAAAAGAAAGUGGAGUUCUGAAAGUUGUGUGUUCUUAAGAAAAUACCUUUAAAUCUUUUUUGUAGCAUCAGAAUUGUGGAAGAAGGUCAUUUUAGAAAUGUAAACUUGGCUGGAGAGUUGCAUUGAUAAGGCAGUAUGAUAUCAUGUGCCACGAUUCACUUGAUAAAAUGUGUAAUAUUGGACAGCAGAGAAGUAGAAGGUGUCACCCUGAACCUAGAAACCAGGAGAAAUGCCUUGUACGUUUGAUCAAAUACAAAUUUGCCAGGUUAUCAGAAGAACUUUUGCAAACUAAGAAUGAGUUUGGGUCAGAAAAGGGAAAUAUUAAAAAUGCUACAUGUAUCUGUGCUACAUAUGCCACAUUGUCGUGUGCUACAUUGUGAAGUCAAGAUUUAGCAUGAAUACUGGAUUCAAACUGGUCUUGAAGUUUUGUGUACUGUGAUGAUAUUGAUAACAGUGGUGACAUUUGUAAUUUUGAAAAUGCUGGCCUAUGUUUGAAACCUGCCUGGGGACUUCCCCGAUCCUGCAGAGCAACUCAUUAUUUAUCAUGCUAUGCGCUGUAACACCUUUGACUAACUUAACAAUGAAAGUAUGGGAAAUUAUUGGUUUAAAGUAGAAUUUGAUGCCUCUACCUCCAGUCAAACUUAUUAUAAACACUUGAUUCUUUGCAAAAUCCAUGAUGUUAUGUCAUUGCCUCGAAUGACGUCGUAGAAAGCCGUAGUCAACUGAAUGAGACAGAGGAACAUGUUGAGGUGAAGUGGUUGAAGUCUUUUGUUUAGAAGUUACCUCUUGUGGUCACAUUGAAAUGUUGAUAUCGCCUUCAGAUACUAGCACAUAAUCUUGGGAAGCGCUGUAUGAACUGAAUUAAUAGUUUUUCGUGGAUGACAAGCAGUAUUGGCACUUGUUUUGUGACAUUCACUUUGUAAUGCUGGACAUUGUUGUUUGAAGGUUUGUUGGUUAUAAUUCUUAUCUGGUUGAUUGUUCAUUUGGAAUACUUGGGUGACAUUGUCGGCACCUUUUUGUGCUUACAAUAUACUAAACUAGAGAAGGUCUGGGGAACAUGGUCUUAAUGUUUCAGAGAGACCGCAGACAGCAGAUGGUUGAUUUUGUUUCUAGUGACUUUGUUAUAUUUGAGCAGUACAUGUAGCAUCAGUUAAAGAGAUUUGAUUAAUCCUGCUUUGUCAAGAUAUUUAUUCAAGAUAUUUGAGUUGGUAGAUUCGUAAAAAUGAGAAGAUUUAUACUUUUGUCAGAUUUUUAAUUAGCUUUUCAAGGUCUAAUCAGUUUUUGCCAAAUGAUACCAGUUUUAAUAAAAUAAGCCACUUGGUGCACAUAUAUUUGCUAUGUCAUUCGAGUAGUGGGUCCAAUUUGAAACGUGGCUACCACUUUAUAAAGGCCUGCUACAGGAACUGUUCAGUGCACAAAGUCAUUUCUGUUGUAAAUCAUACUAAUCACAACUGGUUGUCUGUGCUUUUGUGCAGUUUCAAUGGAUGCAAAUAUGCAAGUGGGGUAAUUGCAAUCUUUGUCAAUUCUGGAUGCUGUUUUGAAUUUUGUUAUCUCCUGAAAGUCAUCUGUAACACUAACAUCAUCAUAUUGGUUGACCUGGUGAAAAACUGUCUCACUAUUGUCUUGUACAGAAUGAUGAACAAAUGUAUUGACUAUCAGAAGCCAAAUUAUGAACUAACUUAUAUGACUACAUGAUUUGACAAAAAGAGAUUAUCUGGACUGAUUUGGAUUAGAGAACUAGAUGAAAAUAUCUUUGAGAAUUGUAUGAAGAGAAUUCUUUGAACAUGUUUCGUUUUUGUGGGUAAUUGGUGGACCACCUUUAAACCACCCACAAAAGGUUUCUUGAUUGUAUGAUAACCAUAACCGAGUUUACAUAGAACUCACGUGGAACGUGGCAUGUUUCACAUGUAACAUUUCACGUGUCAACUGAAGAAUUAACAGGUCAUGUCCAAUGCACAUGCUACACAACCAUAACCAAGGUUACAUGGAGGUCAAGGGAACCAUUUCACGUGUGAACUAAAGAAUGAACAGGACGUGUCCAAUGCACAUGCUUCAGAGCAGUUCACGUGUCACUUCAAAAUUGUUCACACUUAAACCAUGAUAUGUGAACCAUGAGAUUGGUCGAAUGCACGUGAUACUACCCUGGGGUUGAUUUGUUAAUGAAGCAAGUAAUGGUGCUGUUGUACAGUGCAUGUUUUGGAUAAAUGUGCAUCCUAUUUUGUCAACUGGGCAGGCACUUGUAAAAUAUAUCAAUAUUCCACAUAGUGUCAAGUGGUUUUAGACUUGUGUGCCAGUAAAACCAGAAUUUUGCUACUAGAUGUUCAGAAAUCAACUGUUUGGUGGUUUUCUAGUAUUUGGGUUAUGAUGUCAUACACGUAUGUAAUGAUCAUUAGAAUAGUCUAAUCAGACCGCGCCUUUCUGUACGUUACUGUAAAAUCGGACUUGAGUGCCCAUGUUCACUACUGUAAAAUCUGACCUGAGCUACCCUCGGAAAUUGUUCCUACCUUGAAGGCCAGAAGACCAUCCAGGCCGCGAGCGGUUACCCUUUGCUUAUGAAUCAACGGUCAAGACAUAAAAUAUGUCUACUAUGGCAGCGCAGAUUUGAAUAUAAACAAAAUUCUAAGUAGAACAACAGAAAAAAAUCAGUUUUGUAUGAUUUCUGGGACAAAUGUCUUCGUAGAAGAUAAACUGGCAAAUGGAUGUGCCGUCCUCAAGUGGUUGAAAGUGUUAAAUGGAACCCUAGUAACUCUAAUAAUUAUAAUACUCUGAUAAUUUUACCUUUAAAUAAACCUAAACAACCUGCUUUCUGUGAUCAUGUAUUAAGGUAUUGUGGUAUCAUUCAUAAAAAGUAAUGUCCAGGUUGUUGUGUGAGCGAAUUCUUCAAACUGCCUUUUCGUCCCAAGAAGUUCAGCCUCAGUUUUGUACCUUUCUCUAAUAGUUUUCCAUCCUUCAUGUAUUGGGUGUAUUUGUGAGACAGUGUUAACACGGACUGAUCAUGUUCUUUGUAUAUAGUAUUUUGGACAUGUGAAUUUAUUAUGUAUUUGCAUCUGCUGGAUAUCAAAUGUCUAGAAUAAAGUGAAAUCACAAGUGCUUGAUGCCAAACAAUAAA
This is a messenger RNA of Lineus longissimus, 10952 nucleotides long. Its product is annotated as myocardin-related transcription factor A-like. NCBI's taxonomy places the organism in Eukaryota, Metazoa, Nemertea, Pilidiophora, Heteronemertea, Lineidae. The record is from RefSeq and is a predicted model, not a curated record. The coding region runs from base 799 to 4758 and encodes 1319 amino acids. Gene Ontology annotation, cellular component: nucleus. Gene Ontology annotation, biological process: positive regulation of transcription by RNA polymerase II. The transcript has 11 exons. Gene Ontology annotation, molecular function: transcription coactivator activity.